UUGCCACCCGCAGCCAACCAGUCGGGCGCAAGUCUGCGAGCAGGAGGCGAUUGGGGGCGAGGGAGCUCGGUCCCUUGGUCUCGCGUCCGGAUCGCCCCCGCCCGGCCCGAGGCGGUAUAUCCUGCCCUCCCGGGCCACCUCCCCCUCGUGGAAGCCAAGCGGCGGCCUCGCUGUAACGCAGAAGCGAAAUGUAGCCAGCCGGGUGUCGCGGCUGGACGCUCGCCUUGGUUGGGGGUGUGGGGGGGGCACGCCGGGGGCCGAGGAGGACGGCCGAGGAGGAGUGAUGAGAAGAGGGGGUACCCUGCACCCCCCGAGACCACGGGCCCCUGCCACCCGCCAGGCGCCCCCCUUCCUCCCAAGCGAGGGGCAGGUAUUCCUCCCAAGUUCUCGUGAUUUUAAGGACCAGGGAUUUGGGGCAGUACAAGGUCUUCCCAAGAAGGGAAGAAGUCUCUGGAAAAGAGUGGAAACACGACAGACCCUGCCCUGGGACCAGCAGAGCCUGGGGAGCUGGGGGAGGCAGACGGAGGCCUGCAAGAGGAGUGAGAAGGAGCCCCAGCCCCGGGCUGAGGCUGUGUUCUGAAGGAUCCAAAGUCAAGCUACGGUUCACAAAAGAGGGGCCACCUCCAAGGGCGCCCUAGACUCUGAUUGGACCCUUCUACUCUGGAUACCCCUUCUCUGACGAGCUUGCUGCUGAGAACCAAAGAAGAUAAGAGGCCAGAUUCCCCUAAAGCAGAGUUGGCCGGCUGGAGUCAGGCGUCCGCACCCCUAGUGGCUGGCUGCUGAGUCUGGUGAGAAGAUUCUCGUUUCCCUCCUGCCUGUGGCCUCAGUGCUUGAUGGGGCUGCCUGUUGGUAGGUCAGCUUUUGCAGUGCCUGGUAGGAGUGGAGCGCCGUGGGAAGAGGUCCUGCGGCACCCAAGCCUGGGCUUACCCCAAGACUAAGUGCUUUCCCAAGUUAGAGUGAGAGAGAGAGAGAGAGAGAAAACAAGAGGAGCGUUCUCCAUUCGCCUCCCCCUGCCCGUCAUGUCCUCUAAGCCGGAGCCGAAGGACGUCCACCAGCUGAACGGGACUGGCCCUACUAACUCUCCCUGCUCAUCAGAUGGGCCUGGGCGAGAGCCCCUGGCUGGGACCUCAGAGUUCCUCGGGCCUGAUGGGGCUGGGGUAGAGGUGGUGGUGAUCGAGUCUCGGGCCAACGCCAAGGGGGUUCGGGAGGAGGACGCCCUGCUGGAGAACGGGAGCCAGAGCAACGAAAGCGACGACGUCAGCACUGAUCGUGGCCCUGCACCCCCCUCCCCGCUCAAGGAGACCUCCUUUUCCAUCGGCCUGCAAGUGCUAUUCCCCUUCCUCCUGGCAGGCUUCGGGACUGUGGCUGCUGGCAUGGUGCUGGACAUCGUGCAGCACUGGGAGGUCUUCCAGAAGGUGACGGAGGUCUUCAUUCUGGUGCCUGCGCUGCUGGGGCUCAAGGGGAACCUGGAGAUGACCCUGGCGUCAAGGCUGUCCACCGCAGCCAACAUUGGACACAUGGACACACCCACAGAGCUCUGGAGGAUGAUCACUGGGAACAUGGCCCUCAUCCAGGUGCAGGCCACGGUGGUGGGCUUCCUGGCGUCCAUCGCUGCCGUCGUCUUUGGCUGGAUACCGGAUGGCCACUUCAGUAUCCCGCAUGCCUUCCUGCUGUGUGCCAGCAGCGUGGCCACAGCCUUCAUUGCCUCCCUGGUCCUGGGUAUGAUCAUGAUUGGAGUUAUCAUUGGCUCUCGCAAGAUUGGCAUCAACCCAGACAACGUGGCGACUCCCAUUGCUGCCAGCCUAGGUGACCUCAUCACCUUGGCACUGCUCUCAGGCAUCAGCUGGGGACUCUACCUGGAACAAAAUCACUGGCGAUACAUCUACCCGCUGGUGUGUGCCUUCUUCGUGGCCCUGUUGCCUGUCUGGGUGGUGCUGGCCCGACGGAGCCCAGCAACAAAGGAAGUGUUGUACUCCGGCUGGGAGCCUGUCAUCAUUGCUAUGGCCAUCAGCAGUGUGGGAGGUCUCAUCCUGGACAAGACGGUCUCGGACCCCAACUUUGCAGGGAUGGCUGUCUUCACACCUGUGAUUAAUGGUGUGGGGGGCAAUCUGGUGGCAGUGCAGGCCAGCCGCAUCUCCACCUUCCUCCACAUGAACGGGAUGCCAGGGGAGAACUCUGAGCAAGCUCCUCGCCGCUGCCCUAGUCCGUGUGCUACCUUCUUCAGUCCCGAUGUGAAUUCCCGCUCGGCCCGGGUCCUCUUCCUUCUCGUGGUCCCAGGACACCUGGUGUUCCUCUACACCAUCAGCUGUAUGCAGGGUGGGCACACCACCCUCACACUCAUUUUCAUCAUCUUCUACAUGACAGCUGCACUGCUCCAGGUGCUGAUUCUCCUGUACAUCGCAGACUGGAUGGUGCACUGGAUGUGGGGUCGCGGCCUGGACCCAGACAACUUCUCCAUCCCGUACUUGACUGCUCUGGGGGACCUGCUUGGCACUGGGCUCCUAGCACUCAGCUUCCAUGUCCUCUGGCUCAUUGGGGACCGAGACUCAGAUGUCGGGGACUAACUUAGUCACUCCACCUUUCCCCCACUCCUCUGCACUUUCUAUUUGAAUUUCUUUUUUGUUUCCUUACCGCUACCCCACUCUACACUCCCACCUAUUUCUAAGACUUCACUUUGAUACCAAAUUCUCAUUAUUUUCAAUGGGAAUUUUUAUACAUUGAGCCAAGUUUGUAUAGCAAGAAUUUAGGAAGGACAAUGGACUGAGAUAAGCAGUACACGUAGAUUUCUGAGACAAUCACCAAGUGCAAUUUCAUGGUGGGUGCCUCCAGGUGAGGUGGAUUAUUAGGGCAGGGGGUUUCUGUCUAGGAUCUGGGGACUUGUGGUUUGGCAACCUCAGUCUUGGCCCUAAUGAGAAACCAUUUAUGAAUGGGCUCUGGUUUUUGGCUUUGUUCUUUCUCUCUUUUUUUUUUUUUAAUUUUUGUU
Tupaia belangeri chinensis (Chinese tree shrew) is the source of this 2983-nucleotide messenger RNA. It is a transcript of the gene SLC41A1, whose product is annotated as solute carrier family 41 member 1. The record is from RefSeq and is a predicted model, not a curated record. Gene Ontology annotation, molecular function: monoatomic cation transmembrane transporter activity. Gene Ontology annotation, cellular component: plasma membrane. The coding region runs from base 1020 to 2564 and encodes 514 amino acids. NCBI's taxonomy places the organism in Eukaryota, Metazoa, Chordata, Mammalia, Scandentia, Tupaiidae. Gene Ontology annotation, biological process: monoatomic cation transport. The transcript has 11 exons.